Messenger RNA from Lycium barbarum (goji berry), 702 nucleotides. Its product is annotated as putative pectinesterase/pectinesterase inhibitor 26. Bases 1 to 702 code for a protein of 233 amino acids. The record is from RefSeq and is a predicted model, not a curated record. NCBI's taxonomy places the organism in Eukaryota, Viridiplantae, Streptophyta, Magnoliopsida, Solanales, Solanaceae. The transcript has a single exon. Gene Ontology annotation, molecular function: enzyme inhibitor activity.
AUGGAAUCUAUGAAUUUAGUCAAAGGCUAUGGCAAAGUCAACGCUUCUGAAGAUCCAUCUUCCAUCCCCACUCGCAGAGCCGCCCACAAACGUCGCCUCACCAUCGCCCUCUCUCUCACUCUCUUCCUAACUUUACUCAUCUGCGCAUUAGGCGGCGCGUUCAUCCACGCGUCCACACCGUCAUCACCCGACCCCCUCAAAAUCGUGUGCGCAGUGACUCAGCAUCCCGGGUCAUGUUUUGACUCCAUUUCCUCCCUCAACACCAACCAGCCCAAACCCGACCCGGAAUACUUCCUCAACCUCUCUCUUCAAGCUAUCGUUAAGGAAUUAACGAACGUCACUCUGUUGCCAAAAGCUUUAAUCUCGAAAGUCAAUGACCCGGGAACCGUAUCCGCGUUGAAAGACUGUAUUAGCCUUUUCGAUGACGCGUUGAGUCAACUCAACGAGUCGGCUGAGUUAUUAAAUGUGGGUCCCGGUGAGAGUGCGUUGACUGUGAUGAAGGUGAAUAACAUGCAGACGUGGAUAAGUGCGGCGAUGACUGAUCAGGACACGUGUCUUGAGGGAUUGGAUGAGAUGGGAUCGCCGUUGGUUGGGGAAGUGAAAGCGAGGGUGCAGAAUGCUAAGGAGUAUAUGAGUAACACCUUAGCUAUUCUCAGUAAUAUGCCUAACCUUCUUCAAAAGUUUGGCGUCACUAUGCAUUGA